Paraphaeosphaeria sporulosa is the source of this 927-nucleotide messenger RNA. RefSeq lists its product as uncharacterized. The transcript has a single exon. The record is from RefSeq and is a predicted model, not a curated record. The coding region runs from base 1 to 927 and encodes 308 amino acids. NCBI's taxonomy places the organism in Eukaryota, Fungi, Ascomycota, Dothideomycetes, Pleosporales, Didymosphaeriaceae.
AUGUCGCUAAUCAGCACACCCGCAACCACACCCCCGGUCCCUGCAUCCAAGCCUGGACUCGCCGUCCAAGCUGCCGCCCUCAUGCAGCAAAUUCUCUCAUCCAAGCCCGAGGGCUGGAAGCCUUCCCCCGAAUGGGUGUCGUCAAGCGAGAUCGCAGUCCAUCUCUCGCUCUGGACCGUGACGUGCGACGAGUGGAUUUCAGCGUGGCAGAAUGUGCUGAAGACGAAGCAGCGGGACAAGGUUCGAAUGGCGUAUGGCAGCGAGAAUCCGUAUGCGUGGUCUGGUCUUGAGACGCAGGGCGCAAUGAAGACUGAUGAACAACAGGGUGCAGUUGCGCGUGGGAAGCUGCCAGGUCCUGUGCCAUCCAGGCAGGUUGAUGAGGGCAGUGGUGCAUCGGCUGGCGCUCCCUCAGAACGGGUACCGGUAAAGGCCAUCUUGCACGCACGUCCAGAGACGCUGGUGCGCGUGUACGGUGCGAGCUCACCAUCGCCGUCCCUGGGAGCCCCUGGCACGCAUGCCUAUGUACCAGCUGAUCCAGCAGCCGAACAGCUCUUCGUACCGUAUGCCGACUCCCCCACCCUGCCCCAGGUCCUCGCAGUGGGCCGUGAAGUACGGCGUAGACGCGGAAAGGCUGCGUCCGUCCACGCAACAUCCUCGCCUGCGCCUCUGACGUCUGACCCCGCUGUUGUGACUGCCCUAAAUGCUCAGGCUGGUACCGUAGCACCCUUGCCUGAUGCACAAAAGUACACCUCCGCUGUCGCAACGGGCCCAGAGAUUCCAGCUCCCAGCGAAGAUGGCGGCUUCGUGCUUCGCAACUUUCGAUACCGCAGCCUCGCCGAGCUGGAGCAAGCUGUGGCGUAUAGUGCCCACCCCAGGAAUGAGCGUGCGUCGAUGUGGGGUAGGAUCGUCCGGCGGAUGCGUGGGUAG